UCGUUGUUAUUGAAAACGAGGCGUGUCCGUCUCGUUGUAAUGACCUUGAUCUAGGCCUACGUGUUUCUUGUUUCACUUGAUCAAUCAAGUAAUUUCGACUGCCAAGAACAGCUAGAUUGCGUAGAGCAACAGUAUCGAAGCGUUUUAGAUGUCAGUAGUAAUUUUUAGAAAACAGCAGCAAAGCUGAUGAGAUUGAAACAGAAGUGAGUUUAACAUCAACUGAAGAGGACAACAUUGUUAUUGAGCUCAGCAAUCAAGAACAGGAAAAUACAGAAAUGUCAAAAAGACCAGGAAUCAAUGAUAAUCUGAAAAAGCUGAGGCAGGCAGAAAGAGAGAAAAGACAUAAAAUAGUAUUAUGGAGAAAGCCUAUAGUUACGCUGAAAUAUUUCCUAUUAGAGUCAUUAAUACUACUUGAAAAAGAAAGAAGGAAUAUCAUGAAGCACAAGAAAACAUGCACAACAUUGGUAUUGCUAAGCCUUGCAGUCAUAGCUGGGUAUUUACUAGAAGGACCUCACCAGUUUUAUGUUGUUGCAAUGAAGCAGCAGUUGUUCUGGUGUGGUUACUGGAUAGGACUUGGAAUAUUAUCGUCAGUCGGUCUUGGCACCGGCCUACACACCUUUUUGCUGUAUUUGGGCCCGCACAUCGCUCAAGUGACAUUAGCAGCAUGGGAAUGUGGUUCUUUGAAUUUUCCCGAGCCACCUUACCCAAACGAAAUUAUCUGCCCUUCAAAUGGUGUGGCUUCAACGGUAAACAUUUUCACAAUAAUGAGCAAAGUGAGGCUGGAAGCUGUCAUGUGGGGUGCCGGUACAGCCCUUGGGGAAUUACCACCUUACUUCAUGGCCAAAGCGGCUCGCCUUUCUGGAACAGAAGUAGAUGAUGAAGAAUUAGAGAAACUUGAAGAAAUCAUUUCAUCAGAGGGGAAGGACAUCUUUACAAGAAUAAAAAGAUUUGUUCCAGCCUUGGUAGAGAAAGUUGGAUUCUUUGGUAUUUUAGCGUGUGCUUCGAUUCCCAAUCCAUUGUUCGAUUUGGCUGGGAUAACAUGCGGUCACUGUCUGGUACCCUUCUGGACAUUUUUUGGAGCAACGCUGAUUGGCAAAGCAAUUAUUAAAAUGCACAUUCAGCAAACGUUCGUGAUACUCUGCUUCAGCAAGUCGUAUGUUGAGUUUGUAGUCCAACUUUUGGGGCAAAUCCCUUUCGUUGGAGUUUACAUUCAGGCACCGUUUAAGAAAGCUGUUCAAGUACAAAAGGAAAAGCUGCAUAGAAAAUUGGGUCAAGAGACCUCAGCCCAGGGGGGGAAUAUUCUUGGAUUUAUCUUUGAAAAGUUGGUGACAUUGAUGAUAAUCUAUUUUGUAUUAUCAAUUAUCAAUUCAAUGGCUCAAUCCUAUGCAAAGCGAAUCGACGAGCAAGGUCGGCAGACUGUGAACAAUGACAGCAAGAGUAAAUAGUUGUGGUAAUUAUCAUAAUCAAGAUUGAAAUAAUGUUCAAGUGAAAACUAGCUUUUAUGAUCAAUUAGUUUUUUCUCUAUUUCAAA
This is a messenger RNA of Rhopilema esculentum, 1531 nucleotides long. Its product is annotated as vacuole membrane protein 1. NCBI's taxonomy places the organism in Eukaryota, Metazoa, Cnidaria, Scyphozoa, Rhizostomeae, Rhizostomatidae. The record is from RefSeq and is a predicted model, not a curated record.